Penicillium coprophilum is the source of this 819-nucleotide messenger RNA. It is a transcript of the gene psf2, whose product is annotated as DNA replication protein PSF2. Lineage: Eukaryota; Fungi; Ascomycota; Eurotiomycetes; Eurotiales; Aspergillaceae. Gene Ontology annotation, cellular component: GINS complex; nucleus. Gene Ontology annotation, biological process: DNA replication; double-strand break repair via break-induced replication. The record is from RefSeq and is a predicted model, not a curated record. Bases 1 to 819 code for a protein of 272 amino acids. The transcript is spliced from 3 exons.
AUGGCUUUCCCUCUUCCUCGGGGCGUCACAGCCUCAGAGAUCGCCUUUCUGGCAGAGAUGGAAACAGUGACAAUUGUGCCUCGUCAACGUCUAGAAGGCCUCGAAUUACUAGGAGGCCCCAUUGAACCUCUCAUUCCACCCCGACGCGCCUCACUCCCCCUCUGGCUCGCGCUCCUCCUCAAACGCCAACGCCGCGCAAACAUCAUCCCACCAACAUGGCUACACCCAGAGCCACUAGCUCUCAUCCUCGAAGUCGAGUCCCAGCACCAAGACUACAAAAAUGCUUUCUCCCCACCUCCUCCCCUGCCCGGUCAACCCAGCAUUCUAGACCGUGACGCCCUACCAUCUGCUCGGCCGCAAUUUACACCAGAUGGCAAUCGAUACUAUGCGGCCCCGCCUUUCAUACCCCAAAACACAGCCCAGACCGUGACGUCUUCGACGGAACCGCCCUCACUGCCAUUCCACUGGGUCGAGGUUGGAAAUAUGCUGCUCGAGGCCGCGAGUGAUGAUCUCGUGGACCCGGACCAGAUACGGAGACUGCUGAAGGAUCUGCGCGAGGUGCGCAUGGCGAAAAUGAGGUCUGGUGUGGACGUACUGGAUGCUGCAGCAACCGGUGGCGGUGGUGUUGCUUUGACGGGUGUCGGUUCUAUGGAGCUGGGAGAAGAGCGAGGGUUUAUCACUGGUGUGGUGGAUGGUCUUCGGAGAAUCGGGGCUUCCAAGGAACAGGCCCGCCGUGAACAGAUGGCCGAGCAGAGAGCAAACGGCGGCUAUGAUGGCACCCAGGACAACGACGAAGAAGAAGACUACAUGGAGUUCUGA